AUGGAGACUCCGGUCAAAACACACCAGGACUUCAUCCUCCUCACUGCAAAUCUCGGCUCCGAAACCUCCACGGAAAUCAUCAACUUCAUCGCACAAUACUCCACCACCCCGCACAGCCUCGCCGACCUCUCGCAAGCGCUAACCCUCGUAGCCACCAAUCUCCACUCCUUAUAUUCCACCAUCUCCCAAUACGGGCCCAAUACCAAUUACGAUGAUUCCUUGACCAGACCUCUCAUCGCCUGCUUGCAUGCAAUUUUCGAGAAAGUGGGCAGGGCCUUGGAGGAGGGUGUGGAAGCCGAGAAGGAAUAUGGUGACGAGUGGGAGGAUCUGGAACGUGUGGGUGGAGGUGGGAGGUCAGUAGUCAGGCCGAGAAAUCCAAAUGCCUUUAAUCAUGCCGGGUGUGUGAGGUUUGUGAGGGUAUUGGGUGGGUAUGAGACGACAGAUGAGUUGGUGUGGUAUCUGGAGACCUUGAAGGGACAUGUCUUUCAUGUAGCCAAGGCGAUUCGGUAUUUGGCUUUGAAGAGAAUGGAGAGCGAGAGUACUUUGAGCGCGGAAGAGAAGGCGACGAUGAAGAAACUGACGAGUCGAGUUGUUGAUCUUUCGGGCGAGCUGGAGUUCCGGAAGCAAGAACUUGAGGUAUUGGCUGAGAGAUGGAAGGCUGGCGAUGAUCUUACGGACACAGGGAAGAAGAUGGACGAAGUAGUCAUUAUUCCUCGACCGAACCGGCGGAUUGACGACGAUGCUCUGAGCUGGCGCUCAUUCGAUUCCUUUGAGUCAGAUAGUGCUUUUAUCGAGAGUAACGAAAUCUACGAGAUAUGGAUCAUCCGGAAGAUUGAAGGACAAACUCGACGAAUGGAACGUAACUGGACAUUCCUCGGCCUGAGAGUGAGCGAGCAUCUUAACGACGAGGUCUAUUCUGUCGAAGGCAUGCCUUGCUCCCAGGAGAAAAUGAAAAGUAAGUACGAAGCUUCGAAGAUCGGGGCAGGUGUAUUGGAAAGGAGACUCGCAAAUUUGCCCAAUAGUAUCUAUCGUGAGAUCCAGUGGCUCGUUCAGGAACGUAUGAGGAUUUCCAGUGUCAGCAGGCGCCUCCGCACAUGGAAGUUGAUCGAUGUGAAGCCCACUACUCCGAUCAUGCCUCGGCAACCGCAGUCCUGGAUGAGCUGGCUCAUGGGGAAGCAGAAUAACUCGGACCAGAUGGUGGUCUUGAAGGCGGAAAGUUCCCGGGAAGAAGGCAUGACCUAUCCGAAUAGGAUUACCGAUCCUUUCAGGAAGCAUGGUCGAAUUCCAAGUGAUAGAAGGAGGAGAAGGACUCGCAGCCCCGUUGAUAUUCGCCUGGAGGAGAGAGACGAGCGGGGUGAAUAUGUUGGCGAUCGUCGUCGCGGCGAGAUUCCGUCGAUGCCAGAUCCAACUCCUGAGGAGGCACAUAGGAAAAUCGAGGAGAUGCUGGCAGAACUGGUAGCUUCUGGCAAGCAAGACGUAGCUUCAAACGGUCAAGGUAGUGGCGGGGAGACAGGUAUUGCGGAUCCUGAGUGA
This is a messenger RNA of Drepanopeziza brunnea f. sp. 'multigermtubi' MB_m1, 1533 nucleotides long. RefSeq lists its product as uncharacterized. NCBI's taxonomy places the organism in Eukaryota, Fungi, Ascomycota, Leotiomycetes, Helotiales, Drepanopezizaceae. The record is from RefSeq and is a predicted model, not a curated record.